Phycodurus eques (leafy seadragon) is the source of this 1701-nucleotide messenger RNA. RefSeq names its product centromere protein L (gene cenpl). The transcript is spliced from 5 exons. The record is from RefSeq and is a predicted model, not a curated record. The coding region runs from base 16 to 1140 and encodes 374 amino acids. Lineage: Eukaryota; Metazoa; Chordata; Actinopteri; Syngnathiformes; Syngnathidae.
GCGCGUCGUGUUCAAAUGUGUUUUGUUUUCCGGCGCUCUUCUGUUUGGAUAGGAGUGGCAGACAUGGUGCCCGUGCGGAAAAGUGUGGAGAGAACCCCCAACAGUGUUGUCCAGAGAAGUAGUAAAAGUAGGAGCUACAGACAGUCCUGCCAGAGCCUGAUGGCAGCUUCACGUCUAUGCUUGACAAGGGCACUAACGUCACUGCGGCUCAACACAAACAGAAGAGCACCAAAGUCGGACAAUAUCAUUGAUAAGGUCAACCCUCAGCAUUUGGACUCUCUGAUGAAAAGAGAAUGGCAGCUGUCCUAUGUCACACCCCUCUACCGAUUCCGCUACACCCAGCUGAAGAGCUACGCCAGGCAACUCUCUGCAUUUCUGGCUGCAGAGAAACAGCAAGGUCUGGCAGUGGAGGUGGGCGGUACAGUAUGCUUCAGCGUCUCCUUCUCUGUGGUUCAGGGCCUGGUUGAGACAGAUGAUGAUGCAGAGGCCAUCUUAAUAGAGAUCUACUCGAAGCCCUUGUUUACCAGGAAGGAUGAGCCACUGAAGACAGUAUGGAGUGGCUGGCUUGCAUGCAUCAAUGGCAACCCUGACUACAUUAACUCACUUCCAAAAGAGUUCAUUUGUCUACCACUAUUUGGCAGCAGCGGGACAGAGGCACUCACUGCUUUGGUCAAAUCAUGGUUCCAGAAGAACUUUGACUGCUGCUUUGGCUUGUUGGAGAUCAGCCACACCAGCUUGCAGUGGUUGGUGGCAUUAUGGACCAACUGCCACACAGAGUCCAAUGUCAAGCAACUCAAAAUGAUUUGGACUCUUCCAGUUAAGCCACUGCUUCAUGUCACCUAUGCUGUAAACCCUGUUGAUGCUUGGGAGCUAUGGAGCAGUGUGAGACGGGAUCCAUCACAAGAGGUGGAAGAACAAGACAAUAUUCAUCUAGAGGAGGUGAUGAGGCUCAUGAAGGGGCUCCUAAGCCAAUUCUACCGACACUUCAAGGUGGAUCUUUCAGCUGGGAGCCUGAGCCAUGUGUCUACAGCGCUGGGCACAGCCAAAUGUAGCGGAAGGAUCAAGAUUUCCAACAGCAAAUGCAUGACCACAACGCUGAUGAUGCUGACCGAAUGUGCCCUCCUCAAAAUGCCCAUUUAAAGAGACCAUCAGGAAGUCGUGAAAAUGGACAAUGUUAUCUAAGUCCAAUACAUUUACUCUUCUUGCUCUUUUAAAUCUUGGGAUUGUAAAAUUAUUAUAUAUAUUUUAGCUGUACAAGGCAUGUUUGUAAAUUAAUAGGAUUAGUUUCCACAACAACCACUUUUUUUUAUUAGCCUUGUUUCACCGUGUCACCUUAGCGUAUUGUUUUUCACAGUAGUCAAAAAUUUGUAGAGGGGUAACCAAUGAAGAACACAUUCCAUUUUGCUGAGCAUCUGGAUAAAGGUGUGGAUACAAACGAUAGACAAUAACAGUUUGAAUCCUCAACAGUGGGACAAUCCACCCACCUGAAUCUGUCCAUUUAUCAUAACCACCCACCUGAAUCUGUCCAUCAUUUAUCAAAACCCAAGAAGUAGCCUGCUUGCUCACAAACAAAUGCCGCUCCACAAAUGUUUUUGCUACAGUCAUGUUUUGCUGAAGCAACCAAUGUUUGUGGCAUUUUGCACAUUGUAUAUUCAUAUGUAGCUGUUUUUUAUAAUAGCUGGCAUUAUUAUAAUAAAAGUU